UGGACUUUGAUGAAGUGAAAAUUUUGGAUAAAGAAUGCAAUUAUCAUAAAAGAUGUAUCAGUGAAAUGAUACACAUUUCCAUACAUGACACAAUGAAUAUUAGAACAGAUACUCAAAAAUUAAGUAUAAUUUACAACAAUUUAUUAAGAGAAAUCAAAUAAAUAUAAUGAAUUCGUGUCCGUAAGAAUUUCAUCAGAACAUGUUUGAAAAUCCAAUGAUAACAUAUUUAUACUCGAAUACAAAACACCAGUAUCAUAUCAGCCAAGCAAAGAGAACAACCGCAUAAGUUUCGUGGCAAAAACCAACUAUUAAAAAUAAGAUUAUUGACGAAAUAGAAAACCUCAACAUAGGUCUAAUGGAAUUCAACAACUCCACCCGCAUCGUAAUACAUAUGACUAAAUUGUCCUGAAGAAGAUCCCAAGUAGGAUCGAAACGUUGACAGUUGAAACUGAGUGUAUUAUUCACCCUAUUAGCAGUCCUGAAGCCAAGAUCCCUAUUUCCUGAGUUGAAUGCAAGGACGAGAUUUGUUGGAUAUGGAAGUUGAUACCGGCUUUUUUCAUAACAUCACCACAGAAUACGGGUAUGAUGUUGUUGGGUUGUUGAAAUCUUGGAUGAAUAUCAAUCGUAGGUUAGCUUUGGCGAGAAAUCGAAGGAUAUAUUUGUUAACUUGUAGAACAAAAAACGUUUCACCCAAGCAUAUUGCAAAUAACAUUAAAUGUAUUGACACAUUAUACGCAGAGGAAAGUCCAUAUACGAACGAUAUUGCAAAAGUCAAAAUUAGAUUUCAGAAGUCAGUUUUAAAUCUAGAGAUAAAAAUUAUUUUGUGGAAGUUGAAAAGACUUGAAAAAGAAAUAUCAUCAAUCAAGGCUAAAAUUGAGAAUCGAAUACCCGCAGAUGUCUCCACGACAUUUUUUCGUAAAACACAGGAGACAUACGACAGACAGUUUAAUUUAAUUAAGAAAAACAAUUUGAAGAAAAUUCAAUAUUUGUGUGAUGAAAGGGCUACAUUCAGGUUGGAAACCAAAAAAAAUUUAGUUUUUAAUUAUACGAACGUACAAUUACCUGAAUCGGUUAUACAAAUUCUUGGUGUAGGUCCAAAAUUCAACAUCCCGUGUCACUCAGGUUCCAAAUAUAGAUUGAACAUCAACAUAAUCAAAGACUUCGAAUAUAUCUUGAAUAGUCAAUCAGAUUUUUCUGAGGAAGCAAAAAAUGACCUCAGAUCCUCCUUUACAAACAUCACUACAAAUCAUUGUAAUGCAAUGAAGAGAAACAACAAAAAGAACAACUUAUUCUUAACAAACCUUAUUGCAACAAAAAAAUUUCUUCAGGAUCAUCCUGAAUGCAUGGUUUCCAAAUCAGACAAGGGAAACAGUACGGUUUUUAUGUACAAAGAUGAUUACAUGACAGCUAUGAGUGAAUUAGUUAAUGAUGAAACUACUUAUAGGACUUUACGCAGAGAUCCAACCUCAAAUUUUCAAACAAAAAGUAACGAUUUAGUUAAAGACCUUUUUAACCAACAAAUGAUAAGUGAACCCACAAUGAAAAAACUCAGAACACACAACUCCUUACCACCAAGAUUGUACGGACUGAGAAAAACGCACAAACCUAAUCUGAGCAUGCGACCAAUUGUCAGUUGUUUGAAUUCCCCCACAUACAACUUAUCCAAUUUUAUUCACCAAAUUUUAUCUCCUUGGACUACAACUUUUGACUAUAAUGUGAAAAAUUCUUUGGAACUUGUUGAAUUCUUAAAGACAGUGCAACUGCCCCCAAACUAUGUGAUGGUGUCACUGGACGUCGUUUCAUUGUUCACCAAUAUACCGAAGCAUUUAGUUUUGCAAAUCAUAAAAGAGAACUGGUCACAUAUAUCAGCCUACACAGAAUUAGAUAAAACCAUGUUAUGUAGGAUUAUAGAUUUUAUUUUCGAAUCGAGUUACUUUGUGUUUAAUGGACAAAUAUAUUUACAAAUUGAGGGCUCUGCGAUGGGUAACCCAGCGAGUCCUACUUUAGCAAACAUGGUGAUGAAUUACCUUAUUUCUAAAUGCGUUAAAAAACUUUCAUUUGUGAUACCAGUGUUGAAGUUAUACGUAGAUGACACGUUCAUAGCUGUUCCAAAUGACAAAAUUGAUGAAUUUCUCGAGACAUUCAAUGCUUUCCAUCCACGCAUUCAAUUCACUUUAGAAAAGGAAGUAGAUAAUUCAAUAGCAUUUUUAGAUGUCCAGCUUAUCAGAAAAAACGAUGGAACAAUCUUGACCAAUUGGCAUACCAAAGCAACUGCGUCCAACCGAGUUCUCAAUUACUUUUCACACCACCCACAAAUCCACAAAAACAAUACCAUAAAGAACCUAUGUUUUAGAUGUUACAGUCUCAGCAGUAGAGAAUUUUGGCCAGUGAAUGAAAUGAAAAUAAAAAGUAUUCUAAGAAAGAACAAUUACCCCAGAAAGCUAAUAAAUAAAAUUAUGCAUUCCUAUAAACACAAAUUUGUUGAGACCACAAGAAUUAAUACAGAAAGGAGGGAAAAAGAUGGAAUCAUCUAUUAUAAAUUUCCAUACAUUGAAGGUUUAUCGGAAAAAGUUGGUAAUUUGAUAAAAAAUCAAGCAUCUAACAUCAAGCUUGCUUUCUAUCCACUCACAAAACUAGAGAACAUAUACACAAAAUUAAAAGACUCUGUUCCGAAAUUAAUGACAUCUAAUUUGGUUUACCAAAUUCCUUGUAAAGAUUGCAACCUAUCGUAUGUGGGCAUGACUAAACAGUACCUAAAAAAUCGUAUACGUCAACAUAAGUACGAUUGCCAGGGAAAGAAUAUAGACAAAAAUGAGAAAACCGCUCUAGCUGUGCACCACUUCCAAGAAAAUCAUAAUUUGGACUUUGAUGAAGUGAAAAUUUUGGAUAAAGAAUGCAAUUAUCAUAAAAGAUGUAUCAGUGAAAUGAUACACAUUUCCAUACAUGACACAAUGAAUAUUAGAACAGAUACUCAAAAAUUAAGUAUAAUUUACAACAAUUUAUUAAGAGAAAUCAAAUAAAUAUAAUGAAUU
Messenger RNA from Harmonia axyridis, 3032 nucleotides. RefSeq lists its product as uncharacterized. The record is from RefSeq and is a predicted model, not a curated record. The transcript has 2 exons. Bases 510 to 3020 code for a protein of 836 amino acids. Lineage: Eukaryota; Metazoa; Arthropoda; Insecta; Coleoptera; Coccinellidae.